CCCCGCGCCGCGCCGCGUAGCCGCCGCUCGGCUUUUGUGCCGGGGCGCCCGGGGGGACGCGCAGCCGGGGAGCCGCUGGCCGGCCGCGGCGGCAGCAUGGACGUGACCAUUUCGGAGCUCUUGGAGCUCUUUCUGCAGAGCCCGCUGGUGACCUGGGUGAAAACAUUUGGUCCGUUUGGAAGUGAAAAUGAAGACAACCUGACCAUGUACAUGGAUUUGGUGGAUGGCAUCUUUUUAAAUAAAAUCAUGUUGCAAAUAGACCCCAGGCCAUCAAAUCAGCGGAUCAACAAACAUGUCAACAAUGAUGUCAACCUUCGGAUACAAAACCUUACCAUUUUGGUUAGGAGCAUAAAAACCUACUACCAGGAAGUCCUCCAGCAGCUGAUUGUAAUGAAUUUACCCAAUGUUUUGAUGAUUGGCAAGGAUCCCCUUUCGGGUAAAAGUAUGGACGAAAUUAAGAAGGUCCUUUUAUUGGUUCUGGGCUGUGCUGUUCAGUGUGAAAGGAAAGAGGAGUUUAUUGAAAAAAUCAAACAGCUGGACAUCGAAACCCAGGCUGGGAUUGUGGCACACAUCCAAGAGGUGACCCAGAACCAAGAAAAUGUGUUUGACUUGCAAUGGUUGGAAUUGCCAGACAUGGCCCCGGAGGAGCUGGAGUCUCUCUCCAGGAACAUGGUGUUUCACCUCAAACGGCUAAUCGAUGAGAGAGAUGAAUGUACAGAAUUAAUAGUGGACCUCACCCAGGAAAGAGAUUAUCUGCAGUCUCAGCAGCCACCCAGCCCCCUGAAACUGUCCAGCACUGACUCCACCCCCAGCCCAACCAGUAGCCUCUCUAGCGAGGACAAGCAGCAUCUGGCGGUAGAACUCGCUGACACCAAGGCCAAGCUUCGGAGGGUCCGGCAAGAAUUGGAGGAGAAAUCAGAGCAGCUCGUUGAUGCCCGGCAUGAAAUUGAUCAGCUGGUGCUGGAACUGCAGAAAAUCAAGCAGGAGAAUAUCCACCUUGGGGCUGAUGCCCGGUCUGCACGAGCCUACCGGGAUGAACUGGAUUCUUUGAGAGAGCGGGCCAACAGAGUGGAGAGGCUUGAAAUGGAAUUGGUCCGGUGUAAGGAAAAACUGCAUGAUGUGGAUUUCUAUAAAGCUCGGAUGGAGGAGUUGAGAGAAGAUAAUAUUAUCCUAAUUGAAACCAAGGCAAUGUUGGAAGAACAGCUGACAGCCGCUCGAGCCCGAGGGGAUAAAGUUCAUGAGCUGGAAAAGGAAAACUUGCAACUGAAAUCUAAACUUCACGAUGUGGAGCUGGACAGGGACACAGAUAAGAAGCGAAUCGAAGAGCUUUUGGAAGAAAACAUGGUCCUUGAGAUUGCCCAGAAGCAGAGUAUGAAUGAAUCUGCCCACCUGGGCUGGGAAUUAGAACAACUGUCCAAGAAUGCUGACCUUUCAGAUGCAUCCAGGAAGUCAUUUGUGUUUGAGUUGAAUGAGUGUGCCUCGAGUCGAAUUUUGAAGCUGGAGAAAGAGAACCAAAGCCUUCAGAACACCAUCCAGGAGCUGAGGGAUGCCUCCCUGAUUGCAGAAGAGAGCAAAUUAAAAUUUGUGGAGCUUGAAACAGAGAACCACCAACUGAGCAGAAAGAUUGAAAAGUUACAGACUCAGCUUGAAAGAGAGAAGCAGAGCAGCCAGGACCUGGAGACCCUCAGUGAGGAGCUGAUCAAAGAGAAAGAACAGCUUCAGAGUGACAUGGAAUCGCAGAAGGCAGAUAAAGACAGACAGAUAAAAGACCUUGAACAAGAAAAGGAUCAUCUCAAUCAGCUAGUUUGGUCCUUGAGAGAAAGAUCUCAGGUCAGUAAUGAGGCUCGAGUAAAAGAUAUUGAAAGAGAAAACAAAUCUCUGCAUGAAACCAUUACGGAGAUGAGCAGCAAACUCAGCAAGACUGAGUUUGAAAAGAAGCAGCUGCACAAGGAUUUUGAACACGUCAAAGAGAAGGUAGAACGGGUGGAGACGAUGGAGAAGGAACUUCACCGCCUUGAAAGAGAGAAUGAAAAGUUGACCCAGAAGAUGACAUCCAUGAAGUUGGUUACAGAGAAAGUCGAAGCCCUGGAGAAUGAAAACGGGGGGCUGGAGCUGGAGAACAGGAAGCUGAGGAAGUCGCUGGAUACCUUACAGAACGUCUCUGUCCGACUAGAGGGCUUGGAGAAUGACAACAAACAGCUGGAUGAGGAGAACUUGGAGCUGCGGAAGAUGCUUGAGACGAUGAGGUUCACGAGUGCCAAGAUGGCCCAGAUCGAGAUAGAGAACAAGGAACUAGAGAAGGAGAAGGAAGAACUCCAAAAAACUAUAGAACUGUUGAAGGCCCUGAGCAAAAAGUCCGAGAGACUAGAGCUUAGUUACCAGGGACUGAAUGCUGAGAAUCUGAGGCUUCAACAGAUUCUGGAAUCCAGCAACAAGAAGACUCAGGAGCUGGAGAAGGAACUAGAGGAGGUAGAAACACAAAACCAGACCUUGCAUCGGAAUCUGGAAGAGCUGAGGAUUACGAAUAAGCAGAUGGAACGGUUUGAAAAGGAUAAGAAGAUGCUGGAGCAGGAAGUGUCCCAGUUAGAGAAAGAUAAAAAAAUGCUGGAUAAGGAGACGAAGCGAUUGUGGCAACAGGUAGAACUCAAGGACGCCAUUUUGGAUGAUAAUGUCGUGAAAUUAGCGGCUGCUGAAAAAGAAAACAAAACACUAGAAAAAGAAAUUGCUCGGUUUAAGGACUCCUCCAGUAAGCUGAAAGAACUAGAAAAGGAAAAUAAGGACCUUAACAAGCAAGUCACCAUUCACAUGAGAACCCUCACAACACUAAGAGAGGACUUGGUCCUUGAGAAACUGAAGAGCCAGCAAUUGUCCAGUGAGCGGGACAAGCUGAGCCAAGAAUUGGAAAAAGUUGGAUUGAAUAAAGGCCUCCUGCUGGAGGAUGAUAACAGCAAUGAUGACAAAAAAUAUAAACUGCUGGAAAACAGAAAUGAAUCAGCUCUCAGAACAACACUAGCCAUGAAAGAAGAUAAGAUUGUAUUCUUACAGGCCCAGAUGGAGGGGACUGUUAAUUUAAAUCAUCAGCUACAAAAUGAACUAAAAAUGAUGAAGAAGGAAUAUGAAGUACUCAGGCAGAGCCAAGAAGAAGGGAAACAGUUGCAGAACUCUUGUAAACAUCCAGGGGGCAAAGUAGGCCUCAACCACCAAGUCAAAGACAACUGGGAAACUGGCCACCGAGAUGCCACGAUGGAGCUGUUGAAAGUCAAGGACAGAGCCAUAGACUUGGAAAGGAAUAAUGCCGCCCUGCAUGCGGAGAAGCAGCUGCUUAAGGAACAGCUCAAGCAUUUGGAGACACAGAAUGUGGCCUUCAGUAACCAGGUCUUGACGCUUCAGAAGCAAAGCGCCUUCCUCCAGGAGCACAAUACGGUCUUGCAGACACAGACAGCCCAACUGCAGGUGGAGAACUCAACCCUGAGCUCUCAGAACUCUUCUCUCACGGCCCAGUACACUUUGCUCCAAAACCAGCAGGUGAUGAAGGAGAAUGAGAAUGAAAACUUGCUGAAGCAGAAGGAGCAGAUCAUGACGGCCUAUGAGUCACUGCUUCAGGACCACGAACACCUGAGCUCCCUGCAUGAGCGGCAGUCCACCGAGUAUGAGAUGCUCAUCCAUCAGCACAGCUGCCUGAAGACCCUGCACAAGAAUCUGGAGGUGGAACACAAGGAGCUGGGGGACAGGUAUGGCAGUGUGAUGAAACAAAAAUCAGAGUUAGAAGAGCUGGAGAGCAUUUUGAAGGCAGAGAGAGAAGCUUUGCAGCAGGAAAAGAGAACAAACGUGAUCGCGGCGGGAGAAAACCAGAGGUUAAGAGAAGAGCUGGACAGGGUGAAUUUCCUACAUGGCCAGCUGAAGGGGGAAUAUGAAGAACUUCACUCCCACACAAAGGAACUGAAGACCUCCCUCAACAACUCCCAGCUAGAACUGAACCGCUGGCAAGCCCGGUUUGAUGAAUUAAAAGAGCAGCAUCAAAACAUGGACAUCUCCAUGACCAAAUUGGAUAACCACUGUGAACUGCUUGCCCGUCUCAAGGGGAACCUGGAAGAAGAGAAUCAUCAUCUCCUGAGCCAGAUCCAGAUGCUAAGCCAGCAGAACCAGCUUCUUCUGGAGCAGAACAUGGAGAACAAAGAGCAAUUCCAUGAGGAGCAGAAGCAGUACAUAGACAAACUGAAUGCCUUAAGAAGACAUAAAGAAAAAUUAGAAGAAAAAAUUAUGGAUCAGUAUAAAUUCUAUGAUCCUGCUCCAAAGAAGAAAAACCACUGGAUUGGAGCCAAAGCCUUAGUCAAACUCAUCAAACCAAAGAAAGAGGGUUCAAAAGAACGCCCCAAAUCAACCGCUGACAGCCCUCCCUGGCAGCUGGAAUCCGCAGAUCCUGCUUCUCCAUCUGCUUCCCAACAUCUCAAAUUACAGCAGGAGACUACAGAUAACACUGCUGCUACAGGUUCAAACAGCCAGGAUGAGAGGGAUGCUCACAAUGGACCCGGGGGGAAAGCAGCAACACGCAAAAAGAGUCCCUUCUUGAGAAGCAAAAGCAAGGACAAAGAAAAGUCUCCAACAGCUCUCUCUAAACGCCUGCGAUUCUGGUCUUCCUCCGACAUCCCACCCUCUCCUAACGAGUCUGUCUCUUUCUCGGCCAUUGGAGAUUUCUAAUACCACCUUUUCUUUUAUCAUUUUUCUUCAUCACGUACCUUCAUUCAUCUCUGGAUUUUCAAAAGCAAAAACAGUAGUGUAAAUGCUAAAUGACCAACAGUGGGCAUGAGUGACCCUCCCUUCCCCUUUGAUACCAAUGCUAUAAGGUACUCAAUCUCAAACCCAAGCCAAGUUUUAAACUAGCCAAUAUGGAUUGUGAUUCCAAAGUAGAAGAGUUCUUAUACCUGCUGGA
This is a messenger RNA of Dromiciops gliroides (monito del monte), 4930 nucleotides long. It is a transcript of the gene CCDC88C, whose product is annotated as coiled-coil domain containing 88C. The record is from RefSeq and is a predicted model, not a curated record. Gene Ontology annotation, cellular component: cytoplasm; centrosome. Gene Ontology annotation, molecular function: dynein light intermediate chain binding; microtubule binding. Lineage: Eukaryota; Metazoa; Chordata; Mammalia; Microbiotheria; Microbiotheriidae. The transcript has 26 exons. The coding region runs from base 97 to 4698 and encodes 1533 amino acids. Gene Ontology annotation, biological process: cytoskeleton-dependent intracellular transport; cytoplasmic microtubule organization.